Messenger RNA from Xenia sp. Carnegie-2017, 1561 nucleotides. Its product is annotated as tolloid-like protein 2. Gene Ontology annotation, molecular function: protein binding. The record is from RefSeq and is a predicted model, not a curated record. Gene Ontology annotation, cellular component: membrane. NCBI's taxonomy places the organism in Eukaryota, Metazoa, Cnidaria, Anthozoa, Malacalcyonacea, Xeniidae. The transcript has 12 exons. Bases 377 to 1561 code for a protein of 394 amino acids.
UUAAUGGCAAAAGGACUAAUUUAGAAAACAAAGUGCUUGGACAAAGCAUAUUUUCACCUGAGGAAUAUAUGGUGGUCAUGAUAGGAAAGUCAAACUGCUCAGGACAAGUAAAUUUUAAUCGAAACGCGUUUAUGGGAAAAAUCAAACCUCCAAUGUUUUGGUCAAGGGCUCUUCAAAGCAACGAAGUUAAAAUGCUUGCAACAAGCUGUGAUGUAUUUUCCACUCCAGAUAUACAUGUAGAGCAGAGUCAUGUGCAAGACGUGCAGUUAAAACAGACAAUUAUGAAGAGUGCAUAACUGGCAAAAGUUAUCGAUUGCAAUGCUUCAAGGAACCAAAUUCCUCAAAAUAUUCAAUUUAUUUACUUAUAUCACCAUGGAUGAGAUCAAACUAUGACGCUGUCAGAGGGACUUGUAUGAAUUUUGAAUAUAAAAUAUUUGGAAAGUCGUCUCAACUUACCGUUUACGUACAACCAAGAAACAUGAAACAAGAGAAAAUAUGGCAAGUUAAAGGAUCUGACCAGUCUUUAGAUUGGAAGAGUGGAAUGGUUUUCCUUGGGCUCGUCAUUGAGUUUAAGGUUAUCAUAAAAGCAUCACUCCUUGAUUACUUGAGUGAAGCUAGUAUUGACAAUAUAGUCUUCAAGGAAAGUGUGUGCAAUCCUCGACCACAGAACGCACAAGAAAUGAGCACAAGCAUUACAAACAAAACCUUUGGAUUUCUUACAUCACCCUAUUAUCCCACAUUUUACCUAAACAAUAUGAAACAGACAUGGGAAAUAAAAGUACCAUUUGGACAGCGUAUACGAGUUGAGUUUGCAUAUUUGGACAUAGAGGAAGCGAAACAAUGUGCAAAAGAUUCAGUUCAGUUUAAGGACGAUGGAAGGUCACAUCAGGAACCAGGGUUUUGCGGACAAGAUCUUCCGCCAAGCUUCACUUCUCAGAAGCAUACAUUGUUGGUGAUAUUCAAGUCCGACAACAAGAACGUUGGUACUGGUUUCAAACUUUUUUAUCGAGCAGUUUCAGAGGAAAUAACUCAUUCGUGCAAAGAGAAAGACAUGCCGGACUGUGCUUCUUCUGUUGUUUGCACUUAUUUGCGAGGUAACAAAUCACAAGUGGUGGUAUCUGCACGGGAUUUAAUGGAAAUACCGUAUAUUUUUCCAAUUGCAACGACUGUUAUACAAUUUGAUGACGGUUCUUUGGUCCGAAUGGUUGCUUUCCAAUUUAAAAAUCUCCCUCGUUUGGAGUAUUUAAGUGUGACAAAUAAUAAAAUUUAUGAAAUUGACGAAAAAGCAUUCAACGGAUUGACGUCUUUAAAAACUCUUCGUUUGUCAUUUAAUUAUAUAUCAAAGCUUCCGAAAAUACUCCUGCAUCAUGUAAAAACUAUGGAGACUUUAGACCUCAGCAUGAACUGGAUAGACGAACUACAUCCCACAUUUUUAAAAUCUUUGAAAAACUUAAAUGUAUUGAGUCUUCGUCAAAAUUCGUUGAAGAUUUUAGAAAACAGAGUUUUCUCUCGAAACAAGAAUCUAAGAUUUUGUAAGUUUCCAGAAAAGGCCUUACAAUAA